Molecule: messenger RNA, 9099 nt
Organism: Macaca mulatta (Rhesus monkey)
Lineage: Eukaryota; Metazoa; Chordata; Mammalia; Primates; Cercopithecidae
Source: RefSeq, a predicted model, not a curated record
CGGACACGUCGGCGGCGCGGCGGCCGCGGAGACCGGAGCCGGAUGUGCCAAGAUGGCUGCGGCGGCUGCUGUGUCUGCGCUCGUCGCCAGCGCCGGGUGGGAUUUCGCCCGCGGCUCCUGAGGGAUCGGUCUCAGCCGCGCGGGGCGAUCAGGGUGUUGCAACAGAGGCCGAGGGUUAGAAGAGUGUGAGUGAUCCGGCUCGCCCCUUUGUGAUGAAGUGUUACAGUAGAGUCUUCAGAAACAUCAGAGCCAUUUAAAGUCAGUUUUCGCCGCUUAAGAACACUUUUAAAUGACUUCCCCAAUUAAGGAAAAGCUGUAUUCUGCUUCCUUCUGUAAGCAGCAUCGACUUGUGCAAGAGUUCAGUCAUGCAGCCGCCACCCCAGGCGGUCCCAUCUGGCGUGGCUGGGCCACCUCCAGCCGGGAAUCCUCGGAGCGUGUUCUGGGCUAGCAGCCCUUACAGGAGACGGGCCAAUAAUAAUGCACCAGUGGCUCCGAUAACUUGCCCGUUGCAGCCGGUCACGGAUCCAUUUGCUUUUAGUAGACAGGCGCUCCAAAGUAUACCGGCGGGCAGUUCGUCCAAAAGCAGCCUGCCUGUCUUGCAAGGCCCAGCCCCAUCAGGCUUUUCUCAGCACCCCGGUUUGCUUGUGCCUCACACACAUGCCAGAGAUAGCUCUCAGGGACCCUGUGAGCCCCUGCCUGGACCUCUGACACAGCCCAGAGCAGAUGCCAGUCCGUUUUCUGGUGUGUUGACACCUUCAGCACCUCCUGGGCCUGAGAUGAACAGGAGCACAGAGGUCGGUCCCAGUUCAGAGCCUGAAGUUCAGACUCCGCCAUAUCUGCCUCACUACAUUCCAGGAGUGGAUCCUGAACCGUCUCAUGGGGGCCAUUCUCAUGGGAACAUGCCUGGGCUCGACCGACCCCUGAGCAGGCAAAACCCACAUGAUGGUGUGGUCACCCCAGCAGCAUCCCCUUCCUUCCCCCAGCCUCGUCUGCUGAUGGCGGGACAGUGGGGGCCAGUGCAGGGAGGCCCACAGCCCUCGGGGCAACAUCGUUCACCCUGCCCUGAAGGACCUGUUCCCAGCGGGGUGCCCUGUGCCACCAGCGUUCCUCAUUUCCCCACCCCAUCCAUCCUACAUCAGGGCCCUGGUCACGAGCAACACAGCCCUCUGGUGGCUCCCCCAGCAGCCUUGCCCAGUGACGGAAGAGACGAGGUGGGCCACUUGCAAACUGGAAGCCACCUGGCCAAUAACUUUGAUCCUGAAAAUACAUUCAGGCAAAAUCCCAGAAUUGUGAAUCACUGGGCAAGCCCAGAGCUCAGGCAGAAUCCAGGAGUGAAGAAGGAGCACCAGCCCGCCUCUGCUCUUGUGAACCCCCUCGCCCAAGGAGAUAGCCCAGAACACCGCACGCACCAUCCACUGGGGGCCGGGGCCGGGGCUGGCUGUGCUCCGCUGGAAGCGGACUCGGGAGCCUCAGGAGCUCUGGCGAUGUUUUUCCAAGGGGGAGAGACAGAAAAUGAGGAGAAUCUCCCAUCUGAAAAAGCAGGCUCAUCUGGUCAAGCAGACUUUGACGAUUUCUGCUCCAGCCCUGGACUGGGCCAUCCGCCUGCACCUGCACACAUGGGGGCAGGCAGCCUCUGCCAGGCCCUUCUCCCAGGCCCCAGCAAUGAGGCUACUGGUGAUGUAUGGGGUGACGCAGUGGGCACAGGGCUGCCGGAUGCCAGUGGCUCGCAGUAUGAGAAUGUUGAGAACUUAGAAUUUGUUCAGAAUCAAGAAGUUCUGCCAAGUGAGCCCCUCAAUUUGGACCCUUCCUCCCUGAGUGACCAGUUCAGAUAUGGGCCCCUUCCUGGGCCAGCUGUGCCCAGGCAUGGUGCUGUGUGUCACGCCGGAGCCCCUGACGCCACGCUGCACACAGUACACCCUGACAGUGCGUCAUCCAGCUACAGCAGCAGAAGCCACGGAAGGCUCUCAGGCUCAGCCAGGCCCCAGGAGCUGGUUGGCACGUUCAUCCAGCAAGAAGUUGGAAAACCUGAGGAUGAAGCUUCAGGUAGUUUUUUUAAGCAAAUCGAUUCUUCUCCCGUAGGAGGCGAAACAGACGAGACCACUGUGAGCCAGAAUUACCGGGGCAGCGUGUCCCAGCCCUCAACCCCAAGCCCCCCGAAACCUACAGGAAUAUUUCAGACAAGUGCAAAUAGUUCUUUUGAACCGGUAAAAUCCCACUUAGUUGGGGUGAAACCAUUUGAGGCAGAUCGCGCCAACGUGGUUGGUGAAGUAAGGGAGACCUGUGCCCGCCAGAAGCAGUGCAGACCAGCUGCCGCCCUGCCCGAUGCUUCUCCUGGCAACCUGGAGCAGCCACCAGACAACAUGGAGACCCUCUGUGCACCCCAGGUCUGUCCCCUGCCUCUUAACUCCACCACGGAAGCUGGGCACGUGCUUCCACACGCAGGGGCGCCGCCCUUGGAUACUGUGUAUCCGGCACCGGAGAAGAGACCUUUAGCCAGGGCCCAGGGGCCCGUGAAGUGUGAGAGCCCAGCAACGACUCUGUGGGCGCAAAGUGAGCUGCCAGAUUUUGGAGGCAACGUCCUUCUGGCCCCUGCAGCCCCGGCGCUUUAUGUGUCUGCGAAACCUCAGCCACCUGAAGUCGUUCAGCCUCCAGAAGAGGCGAUGUCCGGGCAGCAGUCACGGAAGCCAAGCUCGGCGGCCCCUGUGCAGAGCCGAGAUGGCAUUGGUGCUUCGGAGAAUCUUGAGAAUCCUCCCAAAAUGGGAGAGGAGGAGGCCCUUCAGUCCCAGGCGAGUUCUGGUUAUGCAAGUUUAUUAUCCUCACCGCCCACUGAGUCUCUGCAGAAUCCGCCAGUCUUGAUUGCCCAGCCUGAUCACAGCUAUAAUCUGGCUCAGCCCAUUAACUUUCCUAUGUCCUUAUCGAACUCUAAUGAGAAGAAUCAGUCCUGGAGAGAGGCUUUGGUGGGGGAUAGACCUGCAGUCGGCAGUUGGGCUCUCGGUGGUGAUUCUGGGGAGAACAGUUCUUUGUCUGGGAUUCCAACCGGCUCUGUCCUGAGCUUGUCUCUGCCUAGCAGUGUUGCCCAGAGUAAUUUUCCACAAGGUUCUGGUGCUUCUGAAAUGGUUUCUAAUCAGCCUGCUAAUUUGCUGGUUCAACCACCAUCCCAGCCAGUUCCAGACAAUUUGGUUCCGGAAAGUCAAAAGGAUCGUAAGGCAGGAAGUGCUCUUCCCGGAUUUGCUAAUAGCCCUGCUGGAAGCACAAGUGUGGUGUUAGUUCCACCUGCACACGGCGCCCUGGUGCCUGAUGGUAAUAAGGCAAACCAUUCCAGUCGUCAGGAAGACACUUACGGAGCCCUAGACUUUUCCUUAAGCAGGACUUUGGAAAAUCCUGUAAGCAUGUACAGCCCAUCCCAUUCUGACAGCCUCACUUCUCAGCAAACUGUUGCCAGUCAUCCCAGACAAUCUGGGCCCGGGGCACCUAACCUUGACCGUUUUUAUCAGCAGGUCACGAAAGAUGCCCAGGGCCAGUCUGGCCUCGAAAGAGCCCAGCAGGAGCUGGUGCCACCCCAGCAACAGGCUUCCCCACAAGUACCCAAAGCCACGUUGUCAGAGCUGUCAAAUCCAGAGAGUCUGCCAGCACAGGGACAGGCCCAGAACUCAGCACAGCCACCAGCAAGUCUGGCUCCGGCCGACGCAGGUCAGCAGCUGCCGCCUCGGCCUUCUCAGUCCUCUAGCGCGUCGCUGGUGUCCACCGGCUCCAGCCAGGCAGCGGUGCCAUCAGAGCAGCCAUGGCCACAGCCGGUACCUGCACUUGCCCCCGGCCCACCGCCUCAGGACCUGGCCGCCUACUACUACUACCGGCCUCUGUACGAUGCCUACCAGCCUCAGUACCCCUCGCCAUACCCACCGGAGCCUGGCGCAGCCUCCCUCUAUUACCAGGAUGUCUACGGCCUCUACGAGACUCGAUACAGGCCCUAUGACAGUGCUGCAUCUGCGUACGCCGAGAACUACCGCUACCCCGAGCCCGAGCGGCCCAGCUCCCGAGCCAGCCACUCCUCGGAACGGCCACCUCCCAGGCAAGGGUAUCCUGAAGGAUACUAUAGUUCCAAAAGUGGAUGGAGCAGUCAGAGCGAUUACUAUGCAAGUUAUUACUCCAGCCAGUACGAUUAUGGAGAUCCAGGUCACUGGGAUCGUUACCACUACAGUGCCAGAGUCAGGGACCCCCGCACCUACGACCGGAGGUAUUGGUGUGAUGCAGAGUACGACGUGUACAGGAGAGAGCACUCUGCCUACGGGGACAGGCCCGAGAAACGUGACAACAACUGGAGGUACGACCCUCGCUUCACGGGGAGUUUUGACGAUGACCCCGAUCCCCACAGAGACCCUUACGGGGAAGAGGUGGACAGGCGCAGCGUCCACAGUGAGCACUCGGCACGGAGCCUGCACAGUGCACACAGCCUGGCCAGCCGCCGUAGCAGCCUCAGUUCCCACUCACACCAGAGUCAGAUUUACAGAAGCCACAAUGUGGCUGCCAGUUCCUACGAGGCCCCACUUCCUCCAGGCUCCUUUCACGGGGAUUUCGCCUACGGCACCUACCGCAGCAAUUUCAACAGUGGCCCCGGCUUCCCAGAGUAUGGCUACCCUGCAGACACCGUCUGGCCUGCCAUGGAGCAAGUUUCAUCAAGACCAACUUCUCCUGAAAAAUUUUCAGUGCCUCAUGUCUGUGCCAGGUUUGGCCCUGGCGGUCAGCUUAUCAAAGUGAUUCCCAAUCUGCCUUCAGAAGGACAGCCGGCCUUGGUGGAGGUCCACAGCAUGGAGGCCUUGCUGCAGCACACGUCUGAGCAGGAGGAGAUGCGGGCGUUCCCGGGACCCCUGGCCAAAGACGAUACCCAUAAAGUGGAUGUCAUUAAUUUUGCACAGAACAAAGCUAUAAAAUGUUUGCAGAAUGAAAACUUAAUUGACAAAGAGUCUGCAAGUCUUCUUUGGAAUUUUAUUGUUCUCCUAUGCAGACAGAAUGGGACCGUGGUAGGGACCGACAUUGCGGAGCUUCUCUUACGAGACCACAGAACAGUGUGGCUUCCUGGGAAGUCGCCCAAUGAAGCAAACCUGAUUGAUUUCACGAACGAGGCGGUGGAGCAGGUGGAAGAGGAGGAGUCUGGCGAGGCCCAGCUCUCUUUCCUCACUGGUGGUCCGACGGCUGCUGCCAGCUCUCUUGAGAGAGAGACGGAGCGGUUCAGGGAGCUGUUGCUGUAUGGCCGUAAGAAGGAUGCUUUGGAGUCUGCAAUGAAGAAUGGCCUGUGGGGUCACGCUCUGCUCCUUGCAAGUAAGAUGGACAGCCGGACACACGCCCGAGUCAUGACCAGGUUUGCCAACAGCCUCCCAAUCAACGACCCUCUGCAGACAGUCUACCAGCUCAUGUCCGGGCGGAUGCCCGCCGCGUCUACGUGCUGUGGAGACGAGAAAUGGGGAGACUGGAGGCCGCACCUUGCCAUGGUCUUGUCCAACUUGAACAACAAUAUGGAUGUCGAGUCCAGGACGAUGGCUACCAUGGGCGACACUCUGGCUUCGAAGGGCCUCUUAGACGCGGCCCACUUUUGCUACCUUAUGGCCCAGGUUGGAUUUGGUGUUUAUACGAAGAAAACUACAAAGCUUGUCUUAAUUGGAUCAAAUCACAGUUUGCCAUUCUUAAAGUUCGCAACCAAUGAAGCAAUCCAGAGGACGGAAGCCUAUGAGUACGCCCAGUCCCUGGGUGCCCAGACCUGCCCCCUGCCUAGUUUCCAGGUGUUUAAGUUCAUCUACUCCUGCCGCCUGGCGGAAAUGGGGCUGGCCACGCAAGCCUUCCACUACUGUGAGGCCAUCUCGAAGAGCAUCCUGACGCAGCCGCACCUGUACUCCCCAGUGCUGAUCAGCCAGCUUGUGCAGAUGGCUUCCCAGUUACGACUCUUCGAUCCCCAGCUGAAAGAGAAGCCGGAAGAGGAGUCCUUGGCCGCACCCACGUGGCUGGUUCACCUGCAGCAGGUGGAGCAGCAGAUCAAGGAGGGGGCUGGAGUAUGGCAUCAGGACGGAGCCUUCCCGCAGCAGUGUCCCGGCACGCCGAGCUCCGAGGUGGAGCAGGACGGGGCAGGACUCAGUCAGCCAGCGGCCCUGGGGAUCGCCAACCCGCUGCUGGCCAUGCCUGCGCCGAGCCCUGAGCACUCGAGCCCCAGCGUGCGGCUGCUGCCCUCAGCUCCGCAGACGCUCCCUGACGGCCCGUUGGCCAGUCCUGCCAGGGUGCCAAUGUUCCCAGUGCCCCUGCCCCCGGGGUCCCUGGAGCCGGGUCCUGGCUGUGUGACCCCAGGGUCUGCACUUGGCUUCCCGGAGCCCUCCAGGCCUGAUCCUGCAGCGCUGUGCCCGGGGCCUGGCCUCCCGCCUGGUGUGCCGCCUCUGCAGGAAAGGAGACACUUGCUCCAGGAAGCCAGGAGCCCAGACCCAGGGAUCGUGCCGCCGGAGGCACCUGUUGGAAACUCCCUUUCCGAGCUAAGCGAAGAAAAUUUUGGUGGAAAAUUUGCUACUCUGGCCCCCUCGAGGACGGCGCCAGACUCAGAGGCCCCCCCAGGGUGGGAUCAUGCCGACUCGGGCCCCACGCAGCCACCUCUGUCUCUCCCAUCCGCUCCCGAAACAAAGAGACCCGGACAAGCAGCCAAGAAAGAGACGAAGGAACCUAAGAAGGGUGAAUCCUGGUUCUCUCGUUGGCUACCUGGGAAGAAAAAGACAGAAGCUUAUUUGCCAGAUGACAAGAACAAAUCGAUUGUUUGGGAUGAGAAGAAAAACCAGUGGGUGAAUUUGAAUGAGCCAGAAGAGGAGAAGAAAGCCCCGCCCCCGCCUCCAACCUCGCUGCCCAAGGCUGUGCAGGCUGCGCCGCCGGGUCUCGCAGGGCCUCCUGGAGCCCCGGUGAACAUGUUCUCUAGAAGAGCAGCCGGAAGCAGAGCUCGCUACGUGGAUGUCCUGAACCCGAGUGGGACCCAGCGGAACGAGCCGGCUCUUGCUCCUGCGGACUUUGUCGCUCCACUCGCGCCACUCCCGAUUCCUUCCAACUUGUUUGUGCCGAGCCCAGAUGCAGAAGAACCACAGCCUCCAGACGGGACUGGCAGGGAAGGGCCUGCACCAGCUAGGGGCCUGGCCAAUCUAGAGCCUGCCCCAGAGCCCAAGGUUUUAAGCUCUGCAGCGUCACUCCCUGGCUCUGAACUCCCCUCCUCUAAGCCUGAGGGUUCCCAGGGAGGAGAGCUUUCGCGCUGUAGUUCAAUGAGUUCGUUAUCACGUGAAGUGAGCCAGCAUUUUAAUCAGGCUCCUGGCGACCUCCCUGCUGCAGGCGGCCCUCCCAGCGGGGCCGUGCCCUUCUACAACCCUGCUCAGCUGGCACAGGCCUGCGCCACCUCCGGGAGCUCAAGGCUAGGGAGAAUUGACCAGAGGAAGCACCUGGUGCUGAACUAGGCUUGCCCUGCUGUGAACUUGCACUUGGAGCCCUGACGCUGCUGUUCUCCCCGAAGAGCCCGACCAACCGCCGCGAUCUCCGUCCCGCCCCCAGGGAGACACGGCAGUGACUCAGAGCUGGUCCCACGCUGUGCCUCCCUCCUCACCGCCCAUCAUAAUGAAUUAUUUUGAAAAUUAAUUCCACCAUCCUCUCAGAUACUGGAUGGAAAGACUGAAUCUUUGACUCAGAAUUGUUUGCCGAAAAGAAUGAUGUGACUUUCUUAGUCAUUUAGGAUGAUUUAAGGAUGUAGCAUUCCUGGUCAUUUAAGAAUGUUCAUUCGGCUGGAGCUGUCUCUGCCACAGGAGAGCCACACAGUGGGUAGCAACCAGGGCCUCUCCAAGCCGAGCUGUGAGUCCCUGCCCAGUGAGUCCCGCACUUCCUUUAAGGUGCUGGGAGCAAAGAGUGACUGUCUGAGGCAGACCCCGACCCUGCUCUGCAGCGCCUGGGCCCUCGCCGUGUUUGAACCUGGCCGAAUGCGUGGAGGUCGCUGUGUUCUCAGUCAGCGUCUCUGAGGAGCCUCGGGGUUCCUUCGGCAUUAGUUCAGUUUUUGAGAGAGGCCCUAGUUACUGAAGUGAAUUUCUUUCCUGUAACAAAGAUGUUUCCAGCCUCACUUUACUUUCUGUGGCCUGAUGAGGACCAUGGGUGAUUUUGUGCACCCAAAGCACCAGCGACUGCCCACCGUGUGGCCCAGUCACUGGGAAGGAGCCCCAGGGAGCCGGCUGUCUGACACGAUGGCUCAGGGUGGUCAUCCAGGGUGAAAACCGACGGUGUGAUGUUUGAUUUGGGCUUCAUUUUGCGUGUAGGAGCAUGGUUAGACUCAUUGUGAAGGGGGCUGGAUGCAGUUCUCUAAAAGGCUGCACUUUUCCUGGUGCAAUCCACGUGACCCACUUUCUCACCUGGGGGACAUUGGUUCAGGGGUUGGUAACAUCUUGGGGAGAGUAUCUUAACACAGUUUCUUGACAGCUGCUCUGGAACCUAUUUCUGCCCCAAGUUUUGCCACACUGAGACUUUGAGUAGCUCCUGGUGGACUCAGCCCUGUUGAACUCAGAGAGGGGCCUCCUCUCACUGAUGCAAAGCUUUAAGGCUUCUCUGACUGUUCUGAAAACUCUUCGUAUUCUUGUCAAGUCUAAAGAGACUGAAGAAAAGAUUUAAAUACUAAUAAAAAUCAGUAGAUAAUUUCUGUAGGUUCUGCUGGGGAAACAUAAACUGUUUGGUGUUUAAAUUUAAGUGUAGAAAUUGUAGAAUGCGGAAUUAGCACAGGCCCUUCCUGACUUUCUGUUUCACUUGAUCAUUUAGCCCAGACCACCCAGGAUGUUUUCCAAAAUGUUUCACAGGCGUGUCCCACUGGAUCCAUUUGUCCUUGUCACUUGGAGAAAGGCCAGUCCCUGUGACGGGGCAGCCCUCUCUGUUCCUUGGUCAGCUCCUGUGAUUCCUGGGACCUCUUCCGAUCGGCCCUGCCCGCUGUUCUGGGGUCGACUGCCACGACUUUUGAUUCAAGAAGCUUCCUCCAGGCGGGAGCGGCUAUUUUUCCUAAAUGAGAAUUGUUACAUUGCAAAUUGUUGAAUAAAAUAUUUUGCGCUCCUUCAAGCACCUUCA